Messenger RNA from Aspergillus mulundensis, 981 nucleotides. Its product is annotated as flavin adenine dinucleotide pyrophosphatase. NCBI's taxonomy places the organism in Eukaryota, Fungi, Ascomycota, Eurotiomycetes, Eurotiales, Aspergillaceae. The record is from RefSeq and is a predicted model, not a curated record. The transcript has 3 exons. The coding region runs from base 1 to 981 and encodes 326 amino acids.
AUGUUCGCCCGCCUCACUCAGCUCACCCGACAUCUCUACCGACCGCCGUUCACUCGUCAGCCCGCCUCUCUCGCUUCCUCAUCCCCCUUUCCACCGUCGCGUGCGCUCUCGCCGAAAAUGACAUCAUCCAUCGCCGGUAACAGCAAGACGAUACACACGGCAGCAUGCCUGAUCAUUGGUGACGAGGUGCUAGGAGGGAAGACUGUCGACACAAACUCCGCCUUCUUCGCCAGGUACUGCUUCUCGCUCGGAAUCCAGCUCAAGCGCAUCGAAGUCAUCGCCGACGAUGAAGACGAGAUCAUUGAAGCCGUCCGCCGCAUGAGCAACAACUACGAUUUCGUCGUGACGAGCGGCGGCAUCGGGCCAACCCACGACGACAUUACCUACUCCUCCAUAGCAAAAGCCUUCAACCUCCCGCUGAAACUCCACGAACCCGCUUUUGAGCGCAUGAAGAAGCUCUCCAAGCCCCACGCCCUCAUCCCCGACUUCAGCUGGGACGUCCCCUCCCCCGCACUCACCGCACGCCUCCGCAUGGUCGAGAUCCCACACGAUGCCUCCCUCCCCGCCGAUUCACAAGCCGUGUUCGUCGCAAAUGACAUGUGGGUCCCUAUCGCCAUCGUCAACGGCAACAUCCACAUCCUUCCCGGCGUCCCGCGGCUCUUUGAGCGUCUCCUCGAACACCUCCGGCCUUCGCUGCUCCCCCGCCUCGUGAACCCAGAGGGUAAGGGCAUCUACCGGUACCUGUUCAGCACGCCGCUACCUGAGAGCGCGGUUGCGCCGUACCUGACGGAUCUUGCGGGAAGGACGGCGGCCAAGGGUGUCAAGGUCGGAAGCUACCCGCGCUGGAAUAAGAAGAGGAAUACAGUUACGCUGGUGGGCACGGAUAAGGAGUUUUUGGACUCGUUAGUUGCAGAGGUCGAGGAGAAUGUGCAGGGGAAGAAAGUGUCGGCGGAGGAUGAGUUGGAUUCGGAUACGGAGUAG